CAACGAGACUAUAGAACAAUAUUAUCAACAAAAUGGUGACGGUUAUCAGCUUAUGAAAUAUAAACAAACUAAUACUGUUGAAACGAGUUCACGACAUACAAGUCCUGAUUAUUCGAAUUUUUAUUUGGCUAUGCCGAAUGGCCAAUGGAUGGUUAGAACAAGAACGGUUGCUAGAAAAAUUACCGGUACUCAAUACGUUGACCAAGAACGUAUAUAG
This is a messenger RNA of Funneliformis mosseae, 217 nucleotides long. Lineage: Eukaryota; Fungi; Glomeromycota; Glomeromycetes; Glomerales; Glomeraceae. The record is from the annotation of a GenBank genome assembly.